Molecule: messenger RNA, 2373 nt
Organism: Neopsephotus bourkii (Bourke's parrot)
Lineage: Eukaryota; Metazoa; Chordata; Aves; Psittaciformes; Psittacidae
Product: S-adenosyl-L-methionine-dependent tRNA 4-demethylwyosine synthase TYW1-like
Exons: 10
Biological process (GO): wybutosine biosynthetic process
Molecular function (GO): 4 iron, 4 sulfur cluster binding; catalytic activity
Source: RefSeq, a predicted model, not a curated record
AAACAGAGAGGACUUGAGCUGGAGGAAGGAGAUGUUGGAAUGAGCUUGACUCAAGAGAACCCUGGGAGGAAGGAGGAGGGUGGGAAGCGAGAGAUGAUAACCCCAGCUCUGAGAGAAGCGCUCACAAAACAAGGUUACAAGCUGAUUGGGAGCCAUUCUGGGGUGAAGCUCUGCCGAUGGACAAAGUCGAUGCUCCGAGGCCGAGGAGGCUGCUCCAAGCACACAUUUGAUGGAAUUGAGAGCCACCGCUGCAUGGAGGCCACCCCGAGCCUGGCCUGCGCCAACAAAUGUGUCUUUUGCUGGAGACAUCAUACAAAUCCAGUGGGCACAGAGUGGCAAUGGAAGAUGGACCAACCUGAACUGAUAUUGCAGGAGGCUAUUGAGAACCAUCAGAAUAUGAUCAAGCAGUUCAAAGGCGUCUCAGGAGUACAAGCAGCUCGCUUUGAGGAAGCAAUGAGCGCAAAGCACUGCGCACUGUCACUGGUGGGAGAGCCCAUCAUGUACCCGGAGAUCAACCGGUUUGUGAGGCUCCUGCACCAGCACAGCAUCUCUACUUUCCUGGUUACAAAUGCACAGUUCCCAGAUGAGAUUAGUCUGAUCUUUGUUCUAACUCCAGAAGAAGGUUCAAGCCAUUCCCCUGGCUUUAUGAUGGUCAUGGGAGAGCCUUUUCUCAGCGAUGUUGUGUCUGAUCUGCUGAAAGAGUUGCAACAGCGCACCGUUUACAGACUGACACUGGUGAAAGCGUGGAAUGUGGACGAACUCAAAGCCUAUGCUGACCUGAUAUCCCUUGGUAAACCAGACUUCAUCGAGGUCAAGGGUGUGACUUACUGCGGUAAAAGCUCAGCCAGCAAUCUCACCAUCUCCAAUGUCCCCUGGCACGAGGAGGUGGUGCACUUCGUCCAGGAGCUCGCCAGCCUUAUCCCCGACUAUGAAAUUGCCUGUGAGCAUGAGCACUCGAACUGUCUCCUCAUCGCUCACAAAAAGUUCAAGAUCAAUGGCGAGUGGUGCACAUGGAUCGACUACGACCGCUUCCAGGAGCUGGUGCGAGCACAGGAGCAAAGCGGCGGCUCCCAGACUUUCACAGCAGCUGAUUAUGCAGCCAGAACUCCUCACUGGGCACUCUUUGGGUCCAGAGAGAGGGGAUUCGAUCCCUUGGAUGUGAGAUACCAGCGGAAGAACAAAGCAAGGGACAUCUCUGGGUGCUGAGGCUGGGGCUCAGUGAAUCUAGGGCUGGCUGGCUGCUGAGGUUUGGUCUCCCUUUCUAGGCUAAUACUGAUUCUGAACCUAUUCACUUCGAGUUUUCUGAUGUUUGACAUGGAGAAGGAGAGUCAAGUCCUUAUUUAAGUCUUCCUUCCUGUUUUUAGGGGUUCUUGGAUGAAAGUAUGUAUGUUGCUUUCUAUCUUGAGCUGCAUCACAAAUGGUGUAUGCUGGCAGUUUGUCUUAACUGGCAGCACAGUGAGGGAGGCAGUGGCUGUGGUCUCCACAGCAGAGGGCGCUUGGAGUUGGAUGUGAAGUGGGAAUGUUCGUUUGACUUCUGUGCCCUGGUGGAAGGACAGCCCAGCAUGUGCUGGCACCAGCUUGGCUGCGAAACAUUCCACAUCUAUAAGGAUAAGUGCCAAGGGGACUUCAGCUCCACAAGUUGGUUGGAUAUGUGCAGGUGAGACUGCAGUUGGAUUUGGAUCUGAAAGCCUGAGCCCUGCUAAAGUAUUAUUGUGCAGACAGUAACAGAUUUAUGUAUUUCAAACACUGAUAACAAUUCCUAUAAGGACCUUGUCCCAUCCCCCUGGGAAUGCUGUAAGUAACAGCACCCCUGUUAAUGUCAUCUGCAGCUUCUGGUAUCUCUCCAAAUAUCUUCCAGCUUCAUGGGCUUGACAAUGAAUAUUUUCCAAGUAGUUUUAUCCCACUCCCCAGCAGCCCUAAGCAGUGAAUAUAACUCUUCAAAUCCCUGUUAGGUUCCAGCUGUGUGCUGCUCAUGGUGAGGAUGUGCUGUGGGGAGCCAGUGAGCUUGGCCAUUGGCUUCCUUUGCGCCACCCGGGCAGGUCAACAGUGUUGCUGCUGGUUUGGGUAAGCUGAUGUAAAUGAAAACUGAAUCCAGCUGCAGAAACAGGCACAGGUUGGGGGAACAAACUGUGGUCAUGCUCAAGUGUUCUUGUUUUCCUGUUGAGCUCCAGGAGCAGAGAUCAGAGGUGUUCCCCGUGCUCCCGCCUUAACGGUGAGGUCCAUAAGCCUGCAAUUCCUAGUGCUUGUGUUACUGUAGGUGGUGAGUGUUCCUGAGAUUGUGAUUCUAUUUGUUUUUCUUUAAGAACCUAAUUUCUUAAUGUGCAAAAAGUGUUUCUAAAGAAGAAAGAAAAUAAAAUAAUUUUCCUUUGAGCA